Molecule: messenger RNA, 576 nt
Organism: Staurois parvus
Lineage: Eukaryota; Metazoa; Chordata; Amphibia; Anura; Ranidae
Source: the annotation of a GenBank genome assembly
UGACAUUUCCUGCAGUAGUUUGUGUCUCUGCCCCUCCCACAAUGGUGAGAUUUCCUGCAGUAGUUUGGGUCUCUGCCCCUCCCACAAUGGUGAGAUUUUCUGCAGUAGUUUGUGUCUCUGCCCCUCCCACAAUGGUGAGAUUUCCUGCAGUAGUUUCUGUCUCUGCCCCUCCCACAAUGGUGAGAUUUCCUGCAGUAGUUUGUGUCUCUGCCCCUCCCACAAUGGUGAGAUUUCCUGCAGCAGUUUGUGUGUCUGCCCCUCCCACAAUGGUGAGAUUUCCUGCAGUAUUUGUGUCUCUGCCCCUCCCACAAUGGUGAGAUUUCCUGCAGUAGUUUGUGUCUCUGCCCCUCCCACAAUGGCGAGAUUUCCUCUCAGUAGUUUGUAACUCUGCCCCUCCCACAAUGGUGAGAUUUCCUGCAGUAGUUUGUGUCUUUGCCCCUCCCACAAUGGUGAGAUUUCCUGCAGUAGUUUGUGUCUCUGCCCCUCCCACAAUGGUGAGAUUUCCUGCAGUAGUUUGUGUCUCUGCCCCUCCCACAAUGGUGAGAUUUCCCUUAGUAGUUUGUAUCUCUGCCCCUC